AUGUCAUUUCAAACUGAAAUCGGAUUGCUUGAUCAAGUAGAUGGUUCAUCUACCUUUGAAUUUGCCACAACUAAGGUGAUUACGUCGGUGGCCGGACCGUUGGAGAUUACACGAAUGAAAAACGAAAAGCCUACAGAGGCAUUUCUUGAUAUCAGUAUAAAGCCAGCAACGGAUGUCUCGUCCACAAGAGAGUCAUUUUUAGUAACGAAAUUGGCCAAAGUUCUUCAGAAGACCAUUGAUAUGGAUAAAUAUGCUCGUCGAGAGAUUCAGAUUAUGGUUCAAUUACUGAGCCCAGGUGAAAGUGAGGAAUAUACAGUUAAGGAACUUACAGCUAUAGUGAAUUCGGUUUAUCUUUCUUUGCUAAACGGCGGAAUUUCGCUUAGGACAUCUUUUUGGGCUACUUGCUGUGUGAUAGACGGCAAUGGUGAAAUAUUAAUGAGACCUACAAAUAAGCAACUCAGACAAUCCGUGUCGCACCACAUAGCUGUUUUCAGCAUCAAGGAUGGAAAAAGCGAUGCUCUUAUAUUUAGCGAUUCCAAAGGGUCUUUCAGCGAAAAUGAGCUUUUGAAGGUUCUUGAUAGAUGCUGUGAUGAUAUAGAUAGCUUCAACAGUAAAGUGAAAAAGGUGGUAUUAGAUAGAGUGAAAAGGGACUAUAUAUGGAGCUAA
Messenger RNA from Brettanomyces nanus, 666 nucleotides. RefSeq lists its product as uncharacterized. Bases 1 to 666 code for a protein of 221 amino acids. The record is from RefSeq and is a predicted model, not a curated record. The transcript has a single exon. Gene Ontology annotation, cellular component: nuclear exosome (RNase complex); nucleolus; cytoplasmic exosome (RNase complex). NCBI's taxonomy places the organism in Eukaryota, Fungi, Ascomycota, Pichiomycetes, Pichiales, Pichiaceae. Gene Ontology annotation, biological process: U4 snRNA 3'-end processing; nuclear mRNA surveillance; rRNA catabolic process.